AUGCCUAAGCACAAUUUUACAACGUUGACAUGUGUUAGUAAAACCGUACAUAUCAUCACAACUACUUUCUACAUCCAUGUGAAUUAUACCGCGUUUUUUUCAGGAUAAAUUGGGCUUUCAUUUGGUGGUAAAUGUGCUUUCAGUGACACCGGGGUCUUUGUGCACAAAGACAGGUAAGCAAAUAUGCGGCCCCACAGAAAAAAGCCCAGUUCUGUGAGGCCGCAUAUUUGUGUCACUUCGGCGUCAAGGGGUUAA
Messenger RNA from Staurois parvus, 255 nucleotides. Lineage: Eukaryota; Metazoa; Chordata; Amphibia; Anura; Ranidae. The record is from the annotation of a GenBank genome assembly.